GAUAAAUUAAAAAUAAUCAGCUGUCAAAAAUGCAUUAAAAUUUUUGCUUUGUAAAAAAACCUAGCUAUUUUACGUAAAAAAUACGCAACUAAAAUAAAUUAUUGACUUCAGUAAUCAACAUAGAACUAAAAAAGGAAAGAUUUUAUGUGAAGUGAUAAUUGUGUGUGUAAACAGUGAAAAUGUCUUGUACAGUUUGUUGCUGCAGUCAAUAAAACAAUAAAAACAAAAUGGCGUCCGUGUGGAAGCGGCUGCAGCGGGUGAACAAGAGAGCUGCUAAGUUCCAGUACACGGCUUCCUACCAUCGUGUGGACCUGGACACCUCGGUUAAAUGGAAGCCAAACAAACUGAGCGUGGUUUGGACGCGACGGUCGAGGCGGGAGGUCACUGAACCGCGGGAAUGGGAGCCAUCGUUGAAAGAUCCCCUCAAGGGUUCAGUAAUCUACACGGUGCCAGAAAACCACACAGUGGCGGUGACUCUCUUCAAGGAUUCGCGUACCAAUGAGCUAGAGGACAAAGACUGGACUUUUGUCUUGGAGGAUGUAUCAAUAACAGGCAAGCGGCGCCGCCUGGCGGUGUGUUCGAUAAACAUGCGCAAAUACGCCAGUCUCGAGCCGUCGCAGCGACCGUUACUGCUGACACUAGAGCCGACCACGCAGAAAAUUGUGUCCGCAUCCGUUCAACUCACAUUGCAUUGUGUGCUGUUGAGAGAGGGACAAGCUACCGACGAAGACAUGCAGUCUCUCGCAUCUCUGCUAUCGGUAAACAAUAAUACGGAUAUAGCUGUGCUUGAAGACUUGGAUGAAGAUGACUAUACGUUGUCUGACAACUCCACUAGACAGAUGCUAGACCUACGACAACAAAUGGAAGAACUGACCCAAAGUCUAACGAAUAGCGAUAUAGCCGCCACUCCGAACAGCGUCCAGAGCCUCAACUUCGACAAUUCCCGCACCCCCACCGCCCCCCUCACACCCGAAGUCGACCCCCUCACCCCCGUCCCGAAAGACACAACCCCCGACAACGAAAUAACCACAUCCCGCCCGGAAUAUUUGAAUAAUUUACCGACAAAUCAACCCAAAACUGAAUUGCCGAAAUUUACGUCGACGCCAAAUAAAAUCGAAAGCAAGAUUGAUAAUAAACCUUUCUUUUUUAAACCGAAAGCGAUAACUAUGAGGAACCUUAAGCCGCUGGAGUUAAAGACCAAUUUGAAUAAUAUCACGUUGGAUAAGAAUGAUAAUGAAGACAGUGAUAAGACGCCGACAGCCGAAACGGAGAAGAUAGAGAAGAUUGAGAAAUUAUUCCCCGGGAGAUUGGACAAGGAUAAAACGCCGGUACAAGAUCUCCUAGAAUGGUGUCAAGCGGCGACCAGAGAAAACAUAUCCUGUGAGAUCACCAACUUGACUACCAGCUUCCGAUCUGGGCUGGCGUUCUGCGCCAUCAUACACCGAUACCGACCUGAUCUCAUAGACUUCUCAGGUCUGCAGCCAGAUGAUGCGGAAACCAAUCUGAAGGUUGCUCUGGAAGCGAGCGCCAAACUUGGAAUAUCGCAAGUUUUGUGUGCCGCCGAUGUGUACGCGUGCCCCGUGCCCGAUAGAUUGGCGAUAAUGACAUAUCUGUUCCAAUUGAGGGCGCACUUCACUGGCAAUGAACUCCAAGUGGAGCAGUUAGGCAACGACGAAACAGAGUCGUCGUACAUGGUGGGGCGGCACGACACGGACGCCGCGGGCGCGCGCGCGCUGUUCUCGCGCGAGGUGCGCGCGCGCCGCUCGUCGCGCGCGCCGCUCAGCACUCAGAAGUCGCAAGAGUCGCAGGAGUCCCGUCGCUCGCUGUCCCCGGACAAGCCCCCGCCGCCCGGGAAGGAGGUGCGGGACAUGUUGCUGUCGCAGGGCAAGAGUAUCCUGGGCAAGAUGCUGUCUCCCGCCAGGGAACAGAAGCCCAGCGCUAAGUGGUUCGACGGCAACGUUGCAGAGCCAAUCCCCGCGCGGCCUGAGAUAUUGAUGACUCGAAAAGAACUGACUGACCCGUUCGGAUCUGAUGAAGAAGACGAACAGACACCGCCACAGAACAACAACGUCACUCCCGAACCAGCUAAGCCAGAGCCCAAACCGAUAAUCGAACCCGCGCCCACGGGCCCGCUCACGAGCCCCGACCCCACAUCCCCGGAGAAACAACCGCCCACACAGGAACUACCCAAACCUACUCCGCAAUUGUUGUCGCGUCACGACGAGCUGAAAGAGCGAGCGAGACAGCUGCUCGAAGCGACUAAAAAGGAAGCGAGGGAAAAGGAUAGAAAUAGGCGGCAGAGUUCUAAGGAAAAAGAGGAAGGAAAAACUGAAAUAGUUAACGGUCUUAGAAAUGGAGAUACGAGUCCCAGUAAAAAGCCAAUGACGGAAGAGGAGAGACAGACAAUGCUUAGAGAAAGAGCGAGAAAGCUGAUAGCUGACGCAAGAGCCGGUAUCGUAAGCCCCACAUCGCCUCUAUCACCCAACCGGGUGCCGCGCGGCGGAACUGUCGAGAUCAUCAGCAAACAAUCAGUAAUGGACGAAUUGGCCGCUGCGGGUGGUAUGGAGCAAUUAGAAGCGUUAGUGUCUCGCUCAGAAUCUCUCCCCUCCAGUCCGCAGUGUCGCGACACUAUCCUCAGAUCUGAAGAGCGCGCGAGUUCAGAAGAGUCAAGCCCGCGGCUGCAGUCGUUCUCGACGCUCGUGGACAGGCUCACGCCCGACAAUGAACUGCCAGAUGAGGGUCGCGAAACUGGAUCGUACAUAGCGAGCGAACUCGAAGCGCUGGAGAAGGAACAAAGCGCGAUAGAUGAGAAAGCGGCUGCGUUGGAAAAACAGUUACGGAGAGUUAUGGAGUCUGCUGACAAUAAUGAGGAAGAGGACAGACUGAUGUCUCAGUGGUUCAACCUAGUCAACAAAAAGAAUGCCCUACUCAGGCGACAGAUGCAACUCAACAUACUCGAACAAGAAGAGGACCUGAGCCGCCGCUGCGAUCUACUCGCGCGGGAGUUGAGGCUGUCGCUCGGCGUCGACGAGUGGAGGAAGACUCCGGGACAGAAGAGGAGAGAGAGACUUCUCUUACAGGAGUUAUUGUCUGCAGUCAACGAAAGAGACAGACUGGUGCAAGAGAUGGACGAACAAGAGAAAGCGAUAGCGGACGACGAGACAAUAGAACGUAAUCUAUCUCAAGUGGAAAUACAGCGUAAGAACAAUUGUAUACUACAGUAACUGUGUGUAAUCGCUAAAUCUAGUUUUAUAUACUAGGUGUGUGACCCGUGUCAUUGAAGCGUACGUAGAAAUACGCAAAAUUUUUAGCACUUUGAUUUUAAUCUGGGAUUCACGUUUGAACCAAGAAAAAUAAUACAAAUAUAUUUUAUCGAUAAACUUUUCUGUGUUAUAACUCAUUUUUGUGCUAAAUGAAGAUCACAAAAUUAAUUUAACAAAAACAAGUUUUUUUUAAACUUGAUUGUAUUAUAAUGUGAACGACAUACAAAAAGUAUGUAAACUCGUUUUUUUGGACUUAUGAUCGUUUUUGAUGAUAAAUUGUGGUAAAAAAAAUAUAAAAUGUCCAUUAGGAUAAUUUGGCUAUGUUUGGAAAUAACAAUGAGUUUUUUAUAAGUGGAUGUUGGUUAUCUGUUAUUCAGUGAAUCAGAUAUUGACUAAGGGCCUGUUUAAUUGGUUGCUAAUAAAGUAUCCAAUAGUUGACAUAAAGUAGAUUUAUCUAGCGGUUUGCUUGUCUGUCAGAUUACACGAUAUUUUAUUAGAAUGUAUUGAAACAGGCCCUUAAUGUUACGUAUUGAAUCUAAAAAAUAAUGAAAUCUAGUUUCAAAUUGCGACCACAGCACACAGACUCGGGUAAAAAUAUACGAUUUUGACAAUCGAAACAGAUUUAUGAUUUUCAUAAAAAAACACUAGUAUAUAUUUAAUUUUGUGAAUAUCAAACUUGCUACAAGUACACCAAUUACUGAUAGUAGUAAAAAAAAAAACAAAUUGUUCGAGUUUGAUAAUUUUUAACUAAUUUUUAACUUUUUUUUUCAUUAAAUAAAAAACGGUGCGCCCGAUGUAUGUGUGUUUUAGUCAAUUAAGUGCUGAAAUAAGUCUGCCCUGUGAGGCACGUAAUACUCAAGUUGAUUCCUGUAUUUAUUUUUUAUUUUCACGUAUUUAGCAUAUUUGAUGUGUUGUCAAAUUGCGGCUUAACCUAUGUAAAAUUACCAAAAAGUCAAUUUUAACAUUUUUUUUUCCUUUUUUUUUUUUGUAAUUAUUUAUGAAAGGCCCACAUAGUUGACGGUGAUAAUAAAAGUACAAUACGCCAUAUGAAUUUUUUUAAAUAUUCGAAGCUGCGUGAUGUAGCUCUUUAUUUUUUUAAGUAGACAUUUUUGAACGAUUUCGUGUAAAUAUUAGUUAGUUUAGUUUUAAAAAGUUAUUUAUUUUCGGCUUCGUUAUCUAAUUGUUCCGUCUUGCCUCGAUAUUUUAAUCAUUUUUAAAAUCCACUGCAUUUUUUUAUUUGAACAAUUAACAAAUCAUUUACAAUUAUUUAUUGACUUAUAUAUUGACAUGUCGUGACUUUGUAUAUCGCAAUAUACGUUUAAAAUUUUGUGGAUUCAUAUUAAAUAAAUAAUUAUUCGCAGUGGUAUCUAUGUACUAAUGUCAUUCUUAGGGUGAGUUGCACCAGUCAACUUCGGCGUUGACCUGCGCGCCGCCGUCGUUUAGACAAAAUGGCGUACUUUGCGUUUUUUCUGCGCAGGUUAAAGUUAACGUCAAAGUUGACUGGUGCAAUGCACUCUUAGUAUAUGAAACGUUGCUAUUGAAACUUAUAUAGAAGUGAAAGUUAGUAAAGACCGACUUAACAACAAAACUCACAUACAUACAAUAAACACCACACACUAUGAGACAAAAAUGUAUAAAUUUAAUUAAAUAACUACUUAAUUUGUGGUGGCAUCAUUAAUAUGUGUAUUCUAUAUAAAAUUAAUAUGAACAUUAUUCCAAUAAUAAUAAAAUUGACUUCAAAUCAAUCACGUUUUUCAUAACUGUUGCAAUAAGGCAAUUUCUGACGUUCCACAUGAGAUGGUGUAUUAUGGAGGGACGUCGCUUAUCGUUUUUUUUAAAGUAGAAUGAUAAACGUUUUAAGCGAGUUCCCUCCAAAAGGUACAUUUUCUCGUGGAAUGCCACAUUUUAUCAAUAGAGUACAGUCUGUCAAGAAUGUGAAGAAAACGGAGUUUUGACGAACUGAAUUGUUUUGCUAUAUCAAUACCAAAUACGAGUAGAUUGGUUGGUAAACACACAGUGUUGCAGCCAACAGGAGACCGCGGUCUCAAUUAAUUUCUUUACUUUCUUUACAGACUGUUGUGCAUUUAAUGCCCAUUUGGAAUACAUGAUCUAAUUGAUAAUACCACUAAUAAAGCGUAUACUCCGAAAAUAACGUAAAAACCAAGUCAUAGAAAUAUAUCGAAUUAUAUAAUAAUCGUCCUGUAGUGUAGCAUUUAUUUUUCGAUGUAAAAAUGUAUUUUUUAUGUAAAAUAGUUACGUUGUAUGCGUGUUGUAGUUAAUCAGUUACUUUCACGCGACUUUGUGAGGGCGAAUCAAUGGCGUAACGAUGUCUUGACUUGGGAAAGAAAACAUGGUGGGAACAUCUCAAUGGUUUACUGCACGGAUAUAACUUUUGUCACACGUUGAAUGUAAUUAAGAUAUUUCUGAUAAUAAUAAAAGCUUGUGUCAAAAAUGACAUUUUCAUAAAAAAUGUCAUUUCGUAAAAUCUAGUAUUUCAAGCAGGUAAUCGCAAUCUAUUUAUUAUUAUUUACGACGUAGAUAAUAAUGGGUUGUUUGUACGUGAAUGUAAGCCUAGCCUCAGUUGCACCAGUCAAGUAUUACUUUAACAUUAACCCACGCGCCGCCACCGAUUAGACCAAAUAGCGUACUUUGCGUUGUUCUGCGAAGGUUAACUUUAACGUCUUUGACAAUCUCGUGGCUUAAUGGUCAUCAUACCGGACUGUUACACUGGAGGUCCCGGGUUCGAGCCCCGUUCAGGUCAAGAUGGGAAAUGAUCUUUUUCAAAUUGACCUGAGUCAUGGAUGUUUAUGAUAUAGAAUAUAGUAUCGUUGAGUUAGUAUCCCAUAACACAAGUCUCGAACUUACCUUGGGGCUAACUCAAUCUGUGUGAUUUGUCCAUAUAUAUUUGUAUUUAACGUCGAAGAUGAUUGGUGCAACCGAUCCUCAGAGCUUGCAGCAUUGCCUGUACAUGUAAACUACUAAUGUCGGCCCGCUGCUUCGCUCCACACAGUCGAAGCUUGAUGUUACAUUGGGAGGUGCUAAAUUGGGCGGUUUUGUAUAAGGCCCUAAACGAUCAAUUAUAUUAUGCUAUAUGAAUGAACAAUGAACAAGAAGGUUCUCUGGCCAGAUGAAAGAGUCGCCGUUGCUGUGUAAAUCUGGCAAGAAUAUGAAACUUCAAUUUCUACAAUAGUUACGGGACUUAGCACCUAUUUUAUUUAAUGUAGCUGACUUUUCAAUGACCUUGCAGUCGCUGUGGUCGGCCAGACUGGAGUUAAGACCGUUAAUUGUACACUUAUCCUCUUUCUCGUAAAAAGCUAAAGCAUUUGUCUUUAUCGCUCUUUGCCAUACUUAACAUUGUUAAAAUGAGACAAAACAUAUUAAGCUUAAAGUAUGCUUUGACUUUUUUAUGAGAGGGUUAGUUGGAAUAUAAAUAAAUAUGAGAAUUUGCGUUGUGAAGUUGCAGAGGAUGCAGUGAUAAUCGUGUUAAGUCUCUUUUAUGUACCUAUGAAGUCUAUGUGUUCAAUUCGCUAAAAUAAAAAUAAAAAAAAUGUUUUCCAUUAAGUACCCUAGUCAUUAAUUCAUAUUGAGCAAUAUAAUUGACAGUUUACAGGUCGCCAAAAUAUAUAAUUAUUUGUGCAAUUUUCUUGUACUAGCGUGCAGUCGUUGAUCGCGAAGUUUGAUUUUAUUAAUGCUAAACAUUACACUUCCAAUAGGAUAUUCCAAUUUUUUUCAAAAGAGCUAUAAAAUAUAAGCUAUUUAGUGAAACUGAAUUAAAUUAUUUUUUUUAAACUCGAAAUACAUAAGCAAGAUAUGGUUACCUAUUUGAAAUUCUCGAUUGGACAAAGAAAUACAAGUAUCGUGAGGUCACAAUGUUAGUGUGACAAGUAAAACUGUUUUGCAAGACAGAGACAGAUAAUCAUCUUUAGAAAUAUGAUAUAAAUUUUACUUUGCGAUCGACGACAUAGGUACUACAAGUGAAAGACUAUAAUAUUAAUAAUUUUGUGUUCUGACGCGUCGAAAAUUAGUCUUAUAUUUGUAGUGGCAAACAUUUGAUUGGCGACCAUGUGAUUAUUCAAGUUUAUGUAACAUUGUAUUGAAUAAUAAAGAAAUGUUACCCGUUAUAUAUGAACGUGUUGAAGUUAAUAAUGACAAAUAUGUAGUAUCAAUGUUUUAUACACGAGCAUUAUUUUCUGUCACGUGUUGAAUGCAAUAUCUGACUACGAUAAAUGCUUAUGUUACGACGAUAAAUGACAUUUUUGUAAAAUUAACAACAAUAAAGGGAGGGAAGCAAUUACCUUUUAACUUUGAAUAAUCAUAUGGUUAUUAAUACACGCUAGAGAUUUAAUUUAGGGGGUAAUCAUACAGGAGCUUAUCAGAUCCGUUGUAGUAGCUAUGAUCUCUGUAGUACGCAAUGGUUUUAGUUAUUUUCACUAAUAUUGCGAUGUCGAAUAUCUAGAUUUUGCACCCAUAAAAAUCAAUUUACAAGUUCAUAGCUUUCCAUUAUAAAAUGUAGUCACAGUUUAAUAAAUCCAUUCGCUUUUAGAAUGCCGCUGCAUUCGGCUUUCGUCCAUUUUAAUAACAAAUAUUUCUUUCACUGUUUAGUAAAUAGUUGUGAAAGAUUGUUUUUUUUAUUUUUGUAACUUUUAUAAGCAGUUACAAGUGAAGAUUUUUAUUUCGCUGUUUGGUAACAUGUAGUGAAAUAAGAAAUAUUAUUAAAUUUUUGCUUAUUUUUUGAUAUUUUUUUAUAGGAAACUAUAAUAUUUUCUACAAAAAUUAUUUGCGGUGUGGCAUAAUCUGUAAUUUUUUUUUUAAUUUUCAUUAAGAAAUAAAAAAUAAUAAAAAUCAGAGGUGGCGCUAGCAGCGCUAGAAAGCGCCUUAAAUGCAUAUUUGUAGUCGCCAUCUUGAAAUGGAAACUUUCAGUCAUCAAAUUCUUUCUGUGGCUAUUCGACAUUGAAAUAUUAUAGCUUUAAUACAAAGUGCAUUGCAGACGUACCCGCGGUAUGUUAUUAGUUAAUUAGACAGCAAGCGACGCCAUGGUUGUCUGUACCGUUAUUUAUAACGCUAUUUAAUAUUCUGAACAGUAAUAAAGUGAUAUUGUAAAUUA
Plodia interpunctella (Indianmeal moth) is the source of this 8367-nucleotide messenger RNA. RefSeq names its product Eps15 homology domain containing protein-binding protein 1 (gene Ehbp1). The transcript has 24 exons. Gene Ontology annotation, cellular component: filamentous actin; microtubule organizing center. The record is from RefSeq and is a predicted model, not a curated record. The coding region runs from base 228 to 3224 and encodes 998 amino acids. Gene Ontology annotation, biological process: actin cytoskeleton organization. NCBI's taxonomy places the organism in Eukaryota, Metazoa, Arthropoda, Insecta, Lepidoptera, Pyralidae. Gene Ontology annotation, molecular function: protein binding.